AUGCCAGUCGGACACUCACCGCCCAUACCUUUAGUGAAUCCUGAAGAUGAAAAUGUGAUUCCACCGUUACCAUCACCCACACGAAGUGAAAGUGAAUCUUUUCGUGGUUUUCAGGAUUCGGAAAUAGCAGCUGAUGCCGCCACCACGAAGGAACUGACCGGACUUUUCCGACAGCGAAGCCAGGUACACCGCAAAUUGGUGCGGUUACAUUCGACUUUCCGAGACGUCCGGCAUUUCGAAUUAGCCCAGCUUAACGUUAUGAGCAGCAAACUUGCCAAUGCUUAUGCCGAGUUUAACAGCAUCCAAAACGACAUAAUGGCGCCCGUUCCGGAUGAAAAAGUGGCAGAACAGGAAAGAGCCUGCGACGCUUUUGAAGAUCUACAUGAUUACCUCUCCACGGCAAUUGAAGGAAUAAUAAUCCAGAUGAAAAAUGAUGCUAUUCUGCCACCGACCGCACCGCAAGUUGUAAUUCAACAGCAACCAUUGAAGGCACCGAUUCCUACCUUCGAUGGGAUGUAUGCAAAUUGGCCAAAAUUCAAAGCAGUUUUCCAGGACCUAAUGGCCAACUCAGCAGACACCGAUGCAAUAAAAUUGUACCACCUGGACAAGGCUCUUGUGGGUGCGGUGGCUGGAGUUUUGGAUGAAAACAUCAUCAGCGCUGGUAACUAUCAGCAAGCAUGGGCUGUGCUGACAGAGCGAUACGAAAAUCAACGUGUCAUCGUCGAGUCACACAUAAGAGGAUUGCUCCAACUCAAAAGGAUGUCAGGUGAGUCGUAUAAGGAUUUGCGAGCCCUUUUAGAUGAGUCUACACGUCACGUAGAAAGCCUCCGGUAUUUGAAUCAGCAGCUCAUCGGCAUUUCGGAGCACAUGGUUGUUUACACCAUUACGAAUGCACUGGACAAAGCGACGCGCAAGGCUUGGGAAUCAACUCUUAAACGAGGUGAAUUGCCUAAGUAUGAGUCGACCAUCGCUCAAGAUGCCUCAAGAUGCCAAAUUUUGGAAAACUGCGAGACUUCUACACCAGUUGCACCGACGCCAGUCCCCAAAUCGAAGUUCGUCACAGUAGUACCGAAGGCACCAAUCCAGAAGAGUUACGCUACUACGACGGUCAACACGAAUCAGGCAGAAAUGUGUGAGCUUUGUGGUGGUGCGCAUUUCAACUACCAGUGUGCCACGUUGAAGAACUUGAAUGCAUCCCAGAAGAGUGAGAAGAUUCGAGCAGCGGGUGCAUGUUUCAACUGCCUGCGCAAAGGCCAUCGAUCGAACAGAUGUCCAUCCAACAACAGCUGCAGAAAGUGUCAGAAGCGUCAUCACACUAUACUCCACGAUGAUAGUGUCGAAGGGUGCAGCCAGGAUGGACGUACGAAGGUACCCACCCAGCAGGUACCAGAAUCGGCUAACGUUGCGACUCCAGUUCCUGUUUUGAAUUCGAGCACUGCUCCUAAAGAAGAUCCACCAGUUUCGACAGCCUGUUCAUGCAACUAUGGGCAGUCAUCAAAGAUAGUGCUGCUACUAACUGCAAUAGUACACGCCAUUGAUCGACAUAAUCAGCCACAUGAGUGCCGUGUGUUGCUCGACAGCGGUUCUCAGGUAAAUUUCGUGUCCGAGAAAAUGGCAGACAUCCUUGGGAUCCCUAAGAAACGAGCCAAUGUUGCAAUUACCGGCAUAAACGCCUUGAAAACGCUUGCUCGAGACAAGGUUUUCGUGAAAUUCUGUUCCCGUUAUGAAGAUUUCCAUGCCAACAUCGAAUGUUUGGUUACACCAAAGGUGACGGGCACAAUUCCAUCUGUCAAGAUUGACGUCAUCGAAUGGAACAUCCCCCAAGGGAUUCAUUUAGCCGAUCCUGAGUUCCAUAAGCCUGAGAAGAUCGACAUGCUAGUCGGAGCUGAGCUGUUCGCAUCCAUUGCCCGUGUGGAAAAGUUGAUGCACCAGUUCUGGAGUGUUGAAGAAGUUCCCGAUGUUACGCCGCUGUCUGUAGAAGAGCAGUCAUGUGAAACACAUUUCCUUUCCACUCACAAUCGCAAUCCAAAUGGACGAUUUGUCGUUAGCCUACCUCUGAAGGAAAAUGUUAACCAGAUUGAUGAUUGUCGUGCCUUAGCUUUGAAGCGAUUCCUGAUACUUGAAAAACAGCUGCAGCGUGACGCCGAACUUCGAUCCCAGUAUGUUGAUUUCAUUCGCGAGUACGAGGCUCUUGGACAUUGUCACGAAGUGAAGGAGUCCAAUGAUCAAUCCAAUCGGGCAAUGUACUAUAUGCCACACCACGCCGUUCUUCGACCACAUAGCUCCAGCACCAAGUGUCGUGUGGUGUUCGUCGCAAGCGCCAAGUCAUCGUCACCAAAGCUAUCGCUCAACGAAGUACUCAAGGUUGGUCCCAUUGUUCAGAGGGAUCUGUUUUCCAUCAUGCUGAGUUUCCGGAAGCAUGCUGUUGUCUUUUCGGCGGACAUAACAAAAAUGUAUCGGCAAAUACUUGUGGCCCCGGAAGACACGUGCUACCAGAGAAUAUUUUGGAGAGAGCAGCCAACUCAACCGCUACGUGUUUUAGAAUUGGAUACUGUCACGUACGGCACAGCAUCCGCUCCAUAUCAAGCCACCCGAUGUUUGCUCCAGCUCGCUGAAGAUGAGUCAGCAGACUUUCCCAUUGGUGCUCGUAUCGUAAAAGAGGAUUGUUAUAUCGACGACGUGUUAUCUGGUGCGGAUACCAUCGAGGAAGCCAUUGAAUGCCAUCGCCAAUUAAAGCAGAUGCUCGCCCGAGGUUGUUUUCCCGUGCACAAAUGGUGCUCCAACUCGGAUGAGUUUAUGCAGUGUAUUCCAGUCGAAGAACGUGAAAAGCAGUUCACCUUGCAGGAAUAUGGUGCCAACGAAGCAAUAAGGGUUCUUGGCUUACUGUGGGAUCCAAAUAACGAUCAGCUUCUCAUCGCUCAUCAAAAUCAACAAUUGUCAACGCCGGCUCAACCAGCGACCAAACGGAUCAUAUACUCCGAGAUUGCAAGGUUUUUUGAUCCAUUGGGAUUGUUCUCACCGGUGAUCGUGGUCGCCAAGAUUCUGAUGCAGCAGCUAUGGAAGACCAACGCAGGAUGGGAUGACAUCCUGAAUGAACAAUUCCAACAACAAUGGCGACUGUUGCAAGAAUCUCUGCCUCAUCUAAAUUUUAUUCAGGUGCCACGAUGUGUGACUUUUCCGAAUGCCGUGGCCUACGAACUUCAUGGGUUUGCUGAUGCUUCUGCCGUUGCGUAUGGUGCCUGCAUUUACGUGCGCAGUAUUUCCGCCGAUGGUUCGGCACAAUUGAAACUACUCAGCAGCAAAUCAAAGGUUGCACCACUGCAUGAAGUAACCAUCCCGAAGAAGGAAUUGUGUGCUGCUCUACUGCUAACUCGCCUGCUGGAAAAGGUACUACAAGCCAUACAGAUGACGUUCCGAGAAAUUGUUCUCUGGUCCGAUAGCACAAUCGUCCUGGCCUGGCUGAAGAAGCCUGCCGAUCGUCUGCAAGUUUUUGUGCGAAAUCGCGUGGCAGAGAUCCAGAGAACCACCGGAAACUUCAAGUGGUGUUACGUUCGUUCGGGAAGCAAUCCAGCUGACGUGGUAUCGCGAGGUCAGUUACCGGAACAAUUACUCAACAACGAACUAUGGUGGAACGGCCCCGUGUUACUUAGAUCAACCUACUACAAAUUAGAAGAUCCAGAAGAAGUUCCUGAUCAGCUGCUUCCAGAGAUGAAAUUGGUCAUCGCUACGCCAGCUGUGAAGGUCGAACUCUUUCCGUUUGUAACUAAAUUCAGCAACUUUCGCAAGGUACAACGCAUCAUGGCAUAUGUUUUGAGGUUCGUCAACAAUUGCCAGCAGAAGCAUUUCCUCGAUCGUAUUCUCACUCCUUAUUUGACCAUCCGAGAAUUGCAGCGCUCGACGGAGGUGCUCAUCAAGAUUUCCCAGCACGUUCAAUUGGCACACGAAUUUGAACGCCUUCAGUCCAAUAAAAAUUGCAAGCGAAUCGGAAAUCUUCGUCCAUUCAUCCGAGAUGGCUUGCUCCGAGUCGGAGGCCGACUCAUUCACUCCAAGUUGCCAUAUGCAUCAAAGCAUCCAAUCAUAUUGCCCGACAAGGAUCCCAUCACGACGAUGCUAAUCAGGACGAUGCACAUCGAGCUGCUUCAUCCGGGCCAAUCAGCGCUCAUCAACGCAAUUCGACAGCGGUACUGGCCGCUCAAGGCUCGUUCUACUGUGAGGCAGAUUACUCGCAAAUGCGUAAAAUGCUUUCGUGUGAGACCGGGAGCCACAACGCAGCUGAUGGGGAAUCUUCCGCAAUCACGAAUCGUGCCAUCUCCACCAUUCGCAGUGACUGGUGUGGACUACGCUGGUCCUUUGUUGGUAAAGCAAGGAACCUAUCGUCCCAAACUCGUCAAGGCGUAUGUAGCAGUGUAUGUUUGCAUGACCACCAAGGCCGUACACCUCGAAGCGGUUUCUGAUCUGACGACGGAUGCGUUCCUAGCAUCACUCAGACGCUUCAUCAGUCGUAGAGGAUUGGUACAGCAGUUGCAUUCUGAUAAUGCAACCAACUUUAAGGGAGCGAACCACGAGUUGAACCAGCUGUAUCAUCUUUUUCGAGAUCAACAGAUGUUCGAUCAAGUUCAGCAGUUUUGCGCAGCACGUGAAAUCGAGUGGCAUUUCAUCCCUCCUGACGCCCCUGAAUUUGGCGGACUGUGGGAAGCGGCAGUGAAGUCGGCAAAAACUCACCUGAAGCGAGUCGUCGUAUCUCCACCGAUCCAGCUGAUCCACAAGUGA
Messenger RNA from Topomyia yanbarensis, 4770 nucleotides. RefSeq lists its product as uncharacterized. Gene Ontology annotation, molecular function: nucleic acid binding; zinc ion binding. NCBI's taxonomy places the organism in Eukaryota, Metazoa, Arthropoda, Insecta, Diptera, Culicidae. Bases 1 to 4770 code for a protein of 1589 amino acids. The record is from RefSeq and is a predicted model, not a curated record. Gene Ontology annotation, biological process: DNA integration. The transcript is spliced from 2 exons.